Phytophthora infestans T30-4 is the source of this 1488-nucleotide messenger RNA. RefSeq lists its product as uncharacterized. The record is from RefSeq and is a predicted model, not a curated record. Bases 1 to 1488 code for a protein of 495 amino acids. Lineage: Eukaryota; Oomycota; Peronosporomycetes; Peronosporales; Peronosporaceae. The transcript is spliced from 6 exons.
AUGGCGGCACCUUUCAGCACGUUCCGCAAUGGAUCUGGCUCUCGAGGCGUGGGUGAGUCGCUUAUCCUCAAGCGACGACAACGAGAAGACCAUCUUGCCAACUUGACGACGUCCGUCAAGGAUGUUUCGAGACUCAACGCUCGUGCCGAGUGGGAAGACACGCUGCACGAUAAAGGAGAGAAGAAACAGGUACUACGAGCGGUCACACAACUGAAGAAUCAGCAUGAAUCGCAGCUUCACUCGAGGAGAUUGAGACUCGCUGAGUUUUACAAUCGAGAGAUGGAAGAGUGGAGAGACGAGUGUCUGGCCAACGUUGAGACCCCAGAGGACAGAAAACAAAAUAUGAUUCAACGUGCUCUGGCGCUGAAAGAACGGCGAGAAAAAGAGCGACUAGCCAUUGUGGAACAAAAACGGAUGCAGCAAUAUCGUGAGUCUUGCGACGAUAUCCGUGUGGAAGACUCGAAUAAAGUUCAACAGAUCGUGCUAAAUGAUCGCGACAAGCAACUCGAAGAGAAAACGAGGGCUGCAGAGCAAGAGCGCGAGUUCGAGCUCAGAAUGGCGCAACUCUGGGAGGAAGAUCGACUGAAGAAAGAGGAACGCGAUCGUAGAGACGCUGAAAUGGCUAUCAAACGCAACGAAGAGAUGAAGAACAUUCUGGAUCUACAGGUCGAUCUCGUACAGAAGCGAAAGACCGAGCUAGAAGAGCGUAAGCGAAGAGAAGAUUGCGACCAACUCGGCGAGUGGGGACGUCUGAAACAAGUGGAAGAAGAUUUAGAACAACGCAAUCGUGAUAAGGAGAUCAUGAGAGCGUUAGAUGUCAAGAAGUUCAACCAAGAGAGAGUAGAGGCGAAUCGCUUGGCGUCCGAGAGAGAGCGACUGUACGACCAACGCUUAUUGGAGCAGGUGCUGGCUCAAGAAGCAGAGACGCAGCGUCGGGAGCGAGAGCUACAAGAUAGAUUCCGCCUAGAUCAGCUCGACUAUCAGCGAAUGCUCAAGCGCCAAAUGGAGACUGAAGCGGAAGAUCUCUCGUAUCUGGAUAAAAUCCGCAAUGACAUGGAAGACCAAGUGUGGGCGAAGCGUGACGCCCAGCAUAACGCAGAGGAAGCUGCUCGUCAGGAACUACUGCGCCAGGUUCUAAUCUCUCGCACUAGCCAGAUGGAUAGCAAACGAGCGAAUAAAAUCCAAGCCAAAGAAGAAGACACGGCGUAUAUGAACCAGAUCAAGCGCGACGCAGAGGAAGCGCUGCAAAAAGAGCUCCGUGAACAGGAAGAACGUCGUGAAGAACUCAAGCGGACGCAGUCAGAUGUACUACGUCAGCACGAAGAAAGGAGACUUCAAGAAGAUCAGAACAAGCAGGCCGAGUUUCUAGAACUCAAGCGCAUGCAGUUCGCCGAGAAGCAGCACAAGGAGCGCAUCAAGCAGUUCUCUAGUCACAUGCCCACCACCAACUUCCGUCGCAAAGCUGCUCAAUGGUACUUCGACGCGUAA